AUGUUACCAUCUCAGUCACAAACUUUGUCAUCUACAUUGCUUCAAUCAUCUUCUAUCUUUUUCAACAACUCACUUUAUGCUUCAUCAAAUGCAAUGUCUGAUUCUCAUCAUUCAUCUAUGUUAUCUCCGAGUCCUUCGGAGUAUAACAGCCGUAUGAAUAUGAACGACUUGAGAAUGAGACAGUCAACUUUUCCUCAUCGACAACCUAUUGCGAAUCCUCAUGAACGUUUUUUAAAACGAACUAUGGAAAAUUGUCCAGCAAAUUUAACUGGACGUAAAAGAACAAACUGGUUGAAAGCAGGUCGAAAGGCUCAAAACAAUCAACAAUUAUUGUCUACUCUUGAUCCUUUUCAUUGGCCUACAUACAACUAUGAGUCACCUAUUUUCAUUCAUCGUCGAACAUCUGAAUCUCAUCUUUACGGUAUAAUCCACAAAAUUUCCAAUGUUCAUUUAUAUACCAUUGAUACUGAAGCAGACAGACCUACUCGACGAUAUCCUCAUUCUCUACCAGCAUUGAUUCAGAUACAGGCAAUACAUGACGAAAACUGUUCUACAGUUAUCAUCAUUGAAGUCCAACAUCUCCCACCUGCUUCUUCUUCUUUAUUUCAUUCAAUAAAACAAUUAUGCCGAAUGAUAUUUUCUUCAAAUAAUAAGCUGAUGGCUUGGGGAGAUGUUGAAAAAGAAUUACGUCCUUUUGAAGCUUUCAAUCUUUUUGAUCUAUCUCAAGUUACUAAUACAUUCGAUCUUCAAAAGUAUUUUACUAAAAUAUGGAAUCAAACGCAUUCACAUACAUCCGAUUGUUUAGCUCGUCAUCAACCAGUGAUUGAUGAAUGUAUUUCGGAAGAUGUUUUAGUCUGUUUAGUUAAUUCCGAUGAUAUUGAUGAUGAGUUCAAUCCAAAUGAUCCUACAGAGGAUUAUAAUACAUGUAUCUGUCCUACUGAAAUUCGUCCUUACAAAGCAAAAAAUGCAGUAUGGUCACUACAAAAAGCAGUUGAAUUCAUUUUCCAUCAAGCUUUAGAUAAAACAUUAACUUUCAAUAUCUGGUCCUGUGGACUAGACUUGAAUCUUGAUACGUGGCAAACACAUACUGAUAAACGUACUCGACAGUCAUUACUCGCUUACGCAAUGAAUGAUCUGUUCGCACCAACCAAUCUAUAUUUUCAUCUCAACAGAAUUACAUCAUCAUCUUCAAAUUCACCAACUUCUAUUAAUUUAAAUACCAUUCAACUUAAUAUAGUACUUGAUUUACCAUUAUUUUUGAUUUUGGCCGACAGUCACGCGAAAUAUUUUCCACCCGUUAUUACUACAUCGUCAUACAAACUCAUAACUAAAUCUAUUUCGGGUUUACAGUGGGUAAAUCAGUCAAACACUCAAUUGUGUACUACUUCCAUCAUUCUGUCUUCAUCUAUGUCUUCUCUUUUAUCUUCAUGUUCUGGUGUUUUCUUUCUCAUUGGAACUAAUUCUAUUCGUAAUAAUUCAGCAUCAGAAAUCGUAGUUCAAGUCGAUAAUCUUAUUGAUCUAAUUCGUUCUCAUCAUAUUCAUCUUAACCAUCUAACAGAUAUUUCUAUAAGUUCGGUUUUUCCUUGUCUAAAGCCAUCUUUCUUAUUUUCAUCGAUUUCUACAUUAUUAUCAAAUAUAAACAAUUAUAAUACUCUUCUCAAAGACUUAGCUACUCGUAAAAACUUUACUGUUGUUGAUCUUCCUAUAACCGCUGAUCAACUUAAUUAUGAUGGAAUGCAUAUCCACAUAAACCAUCUACCUUUUCUAUGGAACCACAUUCAACAACACUUUGACGUAUUAGUUCUUCAAAAAACGACAAAAAUCUCUCGUUCACAUCGUCGAUCACGUGCAGCAAUUACUCGCCGUAACAAACGACGACACGAGAAGCAGAAAAAAAGACAAGCAAGUUACACUGUUAUUCGACCAAUAGCACGUACAUGGCAAUUAAAAGAUAUAAAAACUUAUUUAAGAUACAAAAAUAUAAAAUAUAGUCGUCUUCCGGAAAUUCGUCGUCAUCAGUUAUCUAUACAAUUCAAUAAUCCAAUUCAUCAACAACAUGCCGAACAAAUGCUAACUUUUACAGAUUUUGAUGAACCGAAUUACUAUAAUUGGAUCUCACAUGAACAUUAG
Messenger RNA from Rotaria sp. Silwood1, 2130 nucleotides. NCBI's taxonomy places the organism in Eukaryota, Metazoa, Rotifera, Eurotatoria, Philodinida, Philodinidae. The record is from the annotation of a GenBank genome assembly.